CAGCAUUCCUUUGUUCCCUCAAAAGAGCUCAGGUUAAUUGUGCAACAUCCUGCUAUGUUGAAAAAGAAAAGUGCUGAGUAAUGCUUGAGCCUUUUCCUAUGGCUGAUGCAAACCUGGAGAAUUUGCAUCAUCAUUCAGCAAUACUAACUUGGUAUGACAGGAGCUUAUAUAUAUAAGACCAUGCGGAAGCUGAGCCCGACUUCCAAUGACAGAACAGCAACAAGCUCGCUGUGUAAAGGGGCAGGUGUUUCUGACUACUAUUUAGACAGCAGGGAAAAGUAAAAGAUACCUGAAGAGUUUUAUACCUGUUGGCACAAGUGGGUUGAAAGGCUACAGGCAGUGUGUGUGCGUGUGCGUGCGAGUGAAAGCAAUUAGCUAGACAAAGGCAGAGAGAGGAACAAAAAACCUGAAGUGCCUGGCGGAGACUUUAAAAAAAAAAUCUUUCUUGGAGUGUGUUGGCAGCACUGAAGCAUGUUUAGGAAACCUCCUGUAUCGACAGUUUGUAAUGGCAGCUACCUACAGGGGCAAUCUAAUGGCAAGUUUCCCUCAGUGUACACCACUAAGGCAGCCCACGAAGACAAGGUAGUGCUGAAGAAGAAAAUAACUCUUCUAAGGGGGGUAUCCAUUAUAAUUGGCACUAUCAUUGGAGCAGGAAUCUUCAUCUCUCCCAAAGGAAUCCUCAAGAAUACGGGCAGUGUGGGAAUGUCCUUAACAGUCUGGACUGUAUGUGGCAUCCUUUCGCUCUUUGGUGCUCUCUGUUAUGCUGAACUGGGAACAAGUAUCAAGAAAUCUGGUGGGCAUUAUACAUACAUCCUAGAAGCCUUUGGCCCACUCCCUGCUUUUGUAAGAGUUUGGGUAGAACUGCUCAUCAUACGCCCUGCUGCCACAGCAGUGAUAUCCCUGGCAUUUGGACGUUACAUUUUGGAACCAUUUUUUAUGCAGUGUGAAAUCCCAGAUCUUGCUAUAAAACUUAUUACAGCCGUGGGAAUCACAAUCGUAAUGGUCUUGAAUAGCAUGAGUGUCAGCUGGAGUGCCCGCAUCCAGAUUUUCUUAACCUUUUGCAAGCUCGUAGCAAUUUUGAUAAUUAUAGUCCCUGGAGUUAUGCAGCUAAUUAAAGGUGAAACUCAGCACUUUAAGGAUGCAUUUGUGGGGAAUGCAGCCAGUGUUAAGGGACUGCCUCUUGCUUUUUAUUCGGGGAUGUAUGCCUAUUCAGGCUGGUUUUACCUCAAUUUUGUUAUUGAAGAAGUGGAGAACCCUGAAAGAAAUGUUCCUCUUGCCAUUUGCACUUCAAUGGUUAUUGUCACAGUUGGCUAUGUGUUAACAAAUGUGGCCUAUUUUACCACGAUCAGCCCAGAGGAUCUGCUAGCCUCUCAGGCAGUGGCAGUGACUUAUGCUGAACGUUUACUGGGAAGUUUUUCUUUAGCCGUGCCCAUUUUUGUUGCACUGUCAUGCUUUGGAUCUAUGAAUGGUGGUAUCUUUGCUGUAUCCAGGAUGUUCUACGUUGCAUCCCGUGAGGGUCACCUUCCGGAAAUUCUCUCCAUGAUUCAUGUCCGCAAGCACACUCCUCUACCAGCUGUCAUUGUUUUGUAUCCUCUGACAAUGGUCAUGCUCUUUACCAGUGAUCUCUACAGCCUCUUGAACUUUCUCAGUUUUGCCAGGUGGCUUUUUAUAGGAUUGGCAGUUGCUGGGAUGAUUCGUCUUCGAUACAAACGCCGUGAUAUGCCUCGUCCUUUCAAGAUGCCGCUCUUUAUUCCUGCUCUGUUCUCCUUCACCUGCCUUUUCAUGGUUGCACUGUCACUUUAUGCUGACCCUGUCCAUACUGGCAUUGGUUUUGCAAUAACACUGACUGGUGUCCCAGCCUACUACCUCUUUAUCAUAUGGGACAAGAAGCCAAGGUGGUUUAGACAGCUUUUAGAAAAGAUGACAUCAACAUUGCAAAUAAUCUUGGAAGUUGUUCCAGCGGAGGAGAAUCCAAGAUCAUGAUCUUCUAUGACUAGAAGAAGCAGUGUGGACCAAGAAUACAUUUUUUUUUCAUUUGUCAAGGAAAAGAGAUUUCUUCUCUUUCCUAGGAAGCUUGAAAAAAUUACAUGAGCAUCAAUUUUAAAUUGAUAUCUGAUAAUGAACUGCAGAUGGAAUUGUUUUAUGAUUUCAAGCAUUUUAAAGUGUGGUUAUCUGCUACUACGGAUACAGGCCACAGUCUUGAAAGAAGAAGCUACAAGACCUUUGUGGAACAAAGGCAUCUUUGUCUUUUAUGAUAAUCAAGUCAAUGUGAUAUGAGAUUCCUUUUGUGAUAUUGUAUCAUAUGAAGGAUCCAGCUUUUCACAUUGAUGAUUUUUAUUUUAGUGUAAAUGAACAUUUGUUUUAAAAAUGUUCAAAAUAUUUAGAAAUAAUACAAGGGAAGAUGUUUGUAUUCUAUGUAUUGGGCCUGAAAAAAAGGGCAGGAAUAAAGAAUAUAUCUAUAUCUA
Molecule: messenger RNA, 2465 nt
Organism: Hemicordylus capensis (graceful crag lizard)
Lineage: Eukaryota; Metazoa; Chordata; Lepidosauria; Squamata; Cordylidae
Gene: SLC7A11
Product: solute carrier family 7 member 11
Exons: 12
Coding region: 472-1983 (503 amino acids)
Biological process (GO): amino acid transmembrane transport
Cellular component (GO): membrane
Molecular function (GO): L-amino acid transmembrane transporter activity
Source: RefSeq, a predicted model, not a curated record